AUGAUACAUCAUGAUAAGAAAUAUCCAGCAGAAUAUAGUACAGCUGAGAAUUGCAUGGAAAUGCAGUCACUGCAGCUGGCUGCUUUUAUGAUGACAGUUUGCAAUGUUCUGCUAGUUGUCCAGGACUGGUUCACAGAUAUCAACUUCUUAAGGUUUUUAUUGACUGCAGAAAUGCUGAAACCUUCUACUCCAAAUUCACAUGAUGGUCCUUCAGUGCAAGAAACUUCUUCUGAUUACUAUCCACAGUUAGUCUUCAUUCAGAAUAAAGCAACAAGAGAUGAUUUCAGUGUGGAAACUUUUAGAGCCAUGCAAACCACACUUUCAAAAGUGUUUAGCAACUCUAAACUAAAAUAUACAGGUUCAGUAACUUUGGCAAAUGGGGACCUACUGCCAGGAUUGAACCCUCGCACAGUUCCCUCAAAUAUCAAUUUGUACCUGUUGCCCUACAUGGAUAAUCAAAAAACAGAAGGAGAUUCUAUCUUGACUUUCCUGCCAGAAUAUCGUGGUUAUCCAAGUUUUUCUCGAUUGCUUCAAUCUCUUCGUAACCAGGUAUUUGCCAGCCAACGUUGUUUGCUUACACACACAAUCUUGUCAGAAAAGAACUGGUUCCACUAUGCAGCCAGAACUUGGGAUGCUGUGAAGAAAUCUCCGUUGAUGGGCCCUCCUGAGUGGGGUAGAGCUCGGAUAACCCUCUUUUCUCGGACUAGCAACCCAUUUUUCCCCUCCAUUGGAGUUAGGGUUGUCCCAUUCGGUGUGGUCCAUCUUUCUCCUGAGAGGACAUAUUCGUCUAAGGUGACAGCGCCAACACCUUUGCUCCGCAUUGUUUCCUUUAUAGAUCUAAGUGCAAUGAGCAAACAAUGGCAACCAAAAAGUGACUUACCUGAGGUCCGCCACUCCGUGUUUUGUUUCUUUUUCCUCCUUUUUCUUCCUUCUCUUUUCCUCCUUAUGUCUCUUCCAGACAAAUAUUGUCUGAAGGCUAGAGUCCUUUCUGGUCUUACUCGGUCCCGACUGGACAAAACAAAUGCAACCUUCUCUCCUCUUUCUGACAGCCAUGGUAAUUCCCAUGGUUAUAGUGGCGUUCCUCCUCCCACUGCUCGCCCGGGCCAAUUCUCUCUUCUCUCUUCAAGAAUUUUCUCCCGUUCUGCUUUUUCUGCAUAA
Molecule: messenger RNA, 1158 nt
Organism: Acanthosepion pharaonis
Lineage: Eukaryota; Metazoa; Mollusca; Cephalopoda; Sepiida; Sepiidae
Source: the annotation of a GenBank genome assembly